UCACGUCGAUAUGUCGGUGCGACCUUUGAAAAUAUGAUUAACGUUCAAUCUCUGAAUCACUUCAACCCCUCUCUACGAGUCGUCAGUAUCACUUUGGCGUUCUAAACGAUGACAAGGAUCAGUUGCACAGUAGUACUUUUGCUUGUAAUAAAGCUGACUGGUUCAACCGAGGAAUGCGGUGAACGGUCGGUUGUUGCUCGCGAGUACGUCCACCACGGCACUCCAUCGAACCUGGGCGAGUGGCCAUGGCACGUGGCCGUGUUCCACCAGUCGAAUCGAGCGUCCCCGGCUUACGCCUGCGGAGGAACGCUGGUGAGCAACGCGUACGUUGUCACCGCAGCUCACUGUACCUACCCGCGAAACAAGGUUCGACCGCUCAAGAUUACGGAGCUGUUUGUCCGCGCGGGUAUCGCGAGUCUGGUCAAGCUGGAACCCUCGCUGCAGCAGAUUGCCAUUCGAGACAUUAUACGGCACGAGGGGUUCAACACGGGUACGCUGGAGAACGAUAUCGCGCUAUUGAAGUUGGUCGGAGAGAUUGCGCAAACCGAUUACGUAAAGCCGGUCUGCUUCUGGACGGGGGGUGACGCGGAAGAGCUAGUUGUCGGGAAGAACGGUUACAUCGCCGGGUGGGGACGUGACGAGAAGAACGAGCUUUCUGACGAGCUAAAGUCGGCGGUUAUGCCGAUUGUGUCUCGGGAGGCCUGCCAGGAAAGUGAUCCGAACUACUAUACGAGAUAUUUGUACGACCGGAAGACACUGUGUGCGGGCUUCCGAAACGGAACUUCCGCCGGACCAGGCGACAGCGGGGGAGGACUAUUUUUGGAGAUUGGUGGAAAGUGGACCCUGCGUGGAAUUGUCAGCAAUGGAAAGGCGGAUCAUGCUACAAUUAUAGACACCAAGAACUACGUGGUGUUUACAGAUGUUGCUUAUUACAGAAUGUGGAUCGAUUUGAAGCUCGAUGGGAAAGAUGCAGCUGAUAUAUUGGAGUCGCCAGGGGAAAACUUUGCGGUUUGUGGAAAGAAACCCGAUCCUAAAUCAAUGCGUCGCGGCUACCUCGAAGAAAGACCGUGGCCUUGGAAGGGAGACGUCUUCAAGGUUGGAGAUUUAGAAAAUGCUUUAUGUGAGGCAGCUAUCAUUGAUGAAAAUUUUCUGGUUGCUCCAGCAGAUGCUUUUAGUGAUGCAAUCGUAGAGAACCCAACACAACUAGAAGUAGCAUUCUUUUCUUUUGAAAAUGGAAGGAAUAAAAAGUUCCACAACCAGAAGGUUGGAAGAAUAAUUCGCCACGAAAAGUUUGAUCCAAGAACCAGAUGGAACAAUAUUGCGUUGAUAGAAUUAAAAGUACCCUUAAGAUUCACAGAGAGAUUGCGUCCCAUAUGCAUGCAUUUUGAUGAACCUAUUGGACUAUUUUCAAACUUCUUUGUGGGCAUCCACGGAGACCUCGGAAACGCUAUUUUAAAUGGUGACAAAACCUGUGGACAACAGUUCGACACUUCAGAGCAGUUCUUUUGUCACGAACUUCCGGCUCAAUUCCGUGGCGUUGUUCCAGACUUGCUGUACCAAAGCUACAAAGGCUUGUGGUUUCUCCGAGGGAUCACUUUCAACGUGACUCCAUUUGCUACGUACUGGCCAGAGCCCGACAAACUCUUCAAAACAGGUUAUUACACAGUUUUGCUCAACAUGACACAGUACACAGAUUGGGUCGAUAAAAAUGCCGUUGUUUCAUCGAACAACAUAUUUGGUCUUGAGUCUUGUCCAGGACCACAUGCUUGGAUGAGUUCGAUACACUAUCGUGGCCAAGAGAAGUGUCUAGCCGCUCUUGUGUCUCCUUCACUUGCCCUAACCAUAGCGGAUUGUGUUAACGGAAUCGAUUUGAGAGAUUUGAACAUUUAUGUAAACAGUGACGUAUCCUCCAGCAUCAGUGCGGUUCACGUGCACCCUAAUCACGACAGUCAGCUUCUUACCAACAACAUCGCAAUCGUCCAGCUGUCCCAACCGGUAGCCGUCGAGCCAAUCUGCCUCCCGAAAACCAACGAAAAACUCUCCAAACUCAACUUUCAAACCAUGUUCUUGGGAGGGACCGAACCUCACUACACCGGAGUAUUCAUGGAGUUCGAGUUUGAACCGGUCAACCUAACCCUCUCUAAUGUGCACUACUGUGCCCGAGAUUGGGCCCGGGAAAACACGGUAGUAAACACCAAGGGUGUCCACAUGUGCGGCCACAUGUCACUGGAUCCGGAGCGGCAACCUCCCUGCGAUAACAAGCAAGCCGGAAUGCCAUUGUUCUACCGGAACAGCCAAGAUGGGGCAACCUAUUUGCGCGGCCUGCUGGACAUUCCCAAGCAUGAUCACUGCAACCUUCGAGGCGCACCGGAAGUGUUUCUCGACGUUAUGCAUUACGCCGAAUGGAUUGCGGAAGUGGCCGCUGGGGACGAUCAUAAUAGGGUUGGGGACAACAUUCCACGAAGAAGUUGGAGAAUCAUAGAAGAUCCAGUUACGGUCAUGCCAACAAGGAAUCGGCAUGUUUUGCAACUGGACAGAACUACGCCGAGAGUCAUUGUUUAACAAGUCUAUUUGGAUUAAAAAUAAACAAGGAUCAGUGCAGAA
Molecule: messenger RNA, 2604 nt
Organism: Culex pipiens pallens (northern house mosquito)
Lineage: Eukaryota; Metazoa; Arthropoda; Insecta; Diptera; Culicidae
Product: polyserase-2-like
Exons: 3
Coding region: 109-2562 (817 amino acids)
Biological process (GO): proteolysis
Molecular function (GO): serine-type endopeptidase activity
Source: RefSeq, a predicted model, not a curated record